UCUGUACCCUUGCCAACUUUCUACCCUCUCCUCCCCGAAUCCGUUACCAUUCUCCUACCGACCGACCGACCGCCCGCCCGCCCGCUGAAAUCUGACUGCGGAGGGUCGCAUACGGAGAGCCUCAUCAGGUACCUACGCUCCUCAGGCCGCGCGACCUUCGUCAGCACUGCUGCUUGCACAACGUGGAUUGAAUCGUCUACGAGGGGGCUGACCUCCCCGAGGAGGUCAUCCCGUCCACACCAUACGGCCAAAAUGUGUGAAGGCCGCGACGCGAGAUGGCUCCAUAGUCCAGGACCGAUGGGUGCCUCCCAACGACACGGAGCUGAGGGUUCAGGAGUCGGACGGGUCGCGUCGGCUGGCCGAUCAUCCCAGGACAUCUUCCGGCGAUCGCGACGGCGCAGAGAUCGACGACCGUGGCUUGGUGGUGUUGGUUGGAUGCUGCUGGUGCUGUUGAUAUCAUGGAUCCCGUCGACCUCCGCCGUGUUGCUGGAUUUCGACAACUGCCUGAGUGCUGCUGUUGUCGCAUCAAAUCCGCGUCAGCUGCAGUUCGUUCCGCUGGACGUCUCGGUCAUCUUCAACAUGCAGAACUCCCUUUACCCCUUGAAUAUAACGGUCUAUGGGAACGUCUCAGGAACGGCCAACGGCGAGACCGCGCCAGCCCCGAACGAUCCCUCGUGGUCGAACCCGAACGAUACUGUAGGCAAGAUUGUCGACUUGGACGUCUCCAAUGACAAAUGGGCAACCCUCCUGUCUUAUGUCAAUGUCCUGAGCUUCUUACCUUACCAUGAUGCGUCGAGAUUUUGCGACUCGGUCACUCAGGGGAGCUGUCCGUUAGGCCCCGUAUUCUACGCCAACUCGAGUAACCUCUCUUCCUUACGCGCUUUCUCCAUCGAGCACGACAUGCUCUCUUCAUACCACUUCUCCACCCUGUCAUCAACACUCGUCAUCAAAUCCGGCGAUGUCGCAGUUACGGAGCUUGGCUGUAUCUCCGUCAAUAUCACCCCGGACCUUGGAUCGUCCCUGAGGAACACUCUCGCCUUCCUCCCCCUGAUUGUCCUUUUCCUAGUCGGGGUCGCCACUGUAACAGCGGCGAUUUACAGCCCGUGGGGCACCACCGAUCCUUUUCAUUGGACUAGCAAUUACGGUCGCGAUGAGGAUGUUCUCCGUCUUGUGACCCCUGGCUUUGGGGACUGCCUGCAGUACAUACAGUUCGCGGUUUUGACGGGCGCUCUAUCGUUGAAUUACCCCGGCUACUAUCAGCCCGUGGUGAGCCAGUUUGCGUGGUCGGUACUUAUGUUCAACCAGAGUUUCAUCAAUCCCGGACAUGAGCAAAACCCCGUCAAAGAUGGCGUAUAUGCGGUCAAUGCUACAUAUGGACUGGAUAAAUUGGACCAAUAUGUCGGCAUGCCGUCGGCACGCGAUAUCUGGCCAGGCAUGAUGGUUUGGCUGCUUGCAAUUGUGGCCGCCGUCACACUGAUAAUCCAGAUAGGUUUCGGGCUGCGCUACCUCCAUCGUAAGAUCGCAAACAACCCGGAAGAGGACCUCCGUGCGAAGAAUAUGCCGUUUACGGUAGGAAACAUCAUCCGGAUUGUCUUCAAUUAUCUACUUCUACCACUUAUCUCCAUAUCUUUCUUCCAGCUGGUGAUAGCGGGCGAAUCUCCGGCAUAUUCUGUUGCCCUAGCAGUCGUGGUCAUAGUGAUACUGGUCUGCUUUUCUCUCUGGACAGUCCGGCUGAUUGCAAACGCCCGUCCAAAGUCAUACCUCUUUGACGAUCUUUCCACCGUGCUCUUGUAUGGCCCGCUUUACAACACCUUCUGCGACGACGCAGCUGCAUUCGCUUUGGUUCCAAUCUUCCUGACGUUCGUCCGGGGUAUUGCCAUCGGCGCGCUGCAGCCAUCCGGCAUUGCUCAAAUCGUACUUCUGGCUAUCUGCGAGGUGGUCUCUGUUUUAACGCUGGUCGCCUUCAAACCGUUUGCGUCGCCGACUUCCAUGAACCUCUACCAUACGUGCUUCUCCAUCGUUCGAUUCCUCACGAUUCUGCUAAGUGUGGUUUUUGUGCCCUCUUUAGGAAUCUCGCAGGCUGCUCGAGGUUGGAUCGGCUAUAUCAUCCUUUUCCUGCAUGCGCUAGUCAUGGUUUUCGGCUUCUUCCUGAAUGCUCUACAGACUCUGAUCGAAGUCAUUGCACGACUCGCAGGUGCUGGAGGCAACGCCGGUGGGGUUACCCGUGGUGGCCUGGUCAAGGUUUUCGGCAUGCGGCAACUAUCCCGGCGUGUGCCCCGACAAAGCGUUGGCACUCGGCAAAGCAUGGGCUCUGAGGCUGCGAUGCUCGGACACACAGAUGAGCGGUUAUCAUCUCAGUUCGACGGAUCACGACCUCGGAGUCUUUCCGGGAGCUCCGCCAUGCUCUUGAAUCGAGCAGGUGCAAGUGAAGGUAGAGGCAGUGCGUUUUUCGACACUGGAAGUGCGCACGGGGGAUCGCACAGCCGCGCCAACAGCAGUGGGUUCUUCACACCAUCGACACCGGGUGGCUUUACCGCUGCAGGAUAUCAAACCCCCGGUAGCAACUCUCCUAAGAGUGGUCCGGUCUUUGCCAUGCAUCCGCAUGACCCUUAUUACCGACCCCCUAGACCUCGCAAGAAGGGUGCGGAGAUCGGUGCUUCCGGAGAGAAGGGCAGAGGAGCGUCUCGCCACACGCAGAGAGCACCAAGCUAUGGCGAUGGCGAUGACGAUAUCAUCGAGGGACCUUCCAUUUCGGGCAGAGGUACACCUAUUCCUGCAUAUAUCCCAGCGCCAAAGGACGACCUCGAUCUGGACGACCCCCGGCAAUCCAGGAAGGAUUAUGCGGUCCGUGAAGUCGACUUCUACUACCGCGUGCGCGGCCCUCCCCUCUCACAGUCGGGCACUCGCAAGUUGAAGACGGGCCCGGCUGAUCCUACGGGCCCGGUCUCGUCUGCCACGGGCUUCUUCCGGAACUUGUUCCGAGGAAAGACCAAAGAAAACGGCAAGGGCUUCGAGGUGGUGCGCAGCGCCAGGGCCCCACCACCUGGUCUGUUCCCGGAAGCGGAGGAGUUCCAUGACCAACAAGAACCCUACCGGGACGAGCCCGAUGAGCAAGGUGCUGCCACACAUAGCCGUGAACCUUCGGAGACGGAUGUCCAGUACCGCGAUUCCGACGGGGAGAGCCGUGGGCGAACUGCCGCGACGCACACCAGUCUGCCGAAACUCCAGACAGGCGGGGACAUCGAGCUCCCGAGUCGCGUGGGGUCUCAGCAUAGCUCCCCAUCGCCUUGCACAGCUGGACCUCUAGGUCCCCUGGCCCCAGAUGAGCAGGAUCUGGGGCAAAAGUCUAUUCCUACGGUGACGGAGACCGUCGUCGGAGAACCGGCCGAGCCUGAACAGCGUGAAGAACCGUCUGUCUUUUCUCCCGGCCAACUCCAUCCCUCGGGGUCGGUCACGAGCCGGUUACCAUUCAGUGCCAUGAGCUCACCCUCGCGGGAUCGCAAUUUCUCCAUCGCCUCCACUACCGCCUCCACGACCUCCAGCCGUCGGCAGAGAGCUGAUGGGGCCGCUCGCGUGGAACGGCCGUCCAGCAUGGGGUAUGUUGCGCAAUACCGCACUCGGGACAAUAUCCACGAGGCCAGCCCGGACGAGCCCACGUUUGCGGGCAGCGCGGCGGAACUGGUGGAUGACGAGGUGCACCACGCCGACGGGGAGCAUUGAAGCCAAGGCAGUGGAUGGCGAUGACGAAUUUCCUUUUGCUUUCGGAGUCCUCCCCCCCCCCCCCAAAAGAGAUUUUUCCGGGCCGGAGUUUGUUGAUAUAUGGGUUUGGAUUUCCGUUACAUAUGCAGCCCGAUUCCGCCGCAGUCUGCUGGCCAGCGUGCCUUCAUUUUUAUCUCGCCUUUUCAUUCUUGUCUAAUUCAUUCAUCUUGUGUCCUUACCCACCACUGUGCCCAUCAUCAUCCUCUUUGGCUCUUGCGUGGUGCCGCGGUGACAGUCCCCGCUGUUCCGACGGCACGGCCUUCUUAUUCUUAUUAUCAGCAAUCCCAGCGUCGCAUUUUGU
Molecule: messenger RNA, 4060 nt
Organism: Aspergillus heteromorphus CBS 117.55
Lineage: Eukaryota; Fungi; Ascomycota; Eurotiomycetes; Eurotiales; Aspergillaceae
Exons: 2
Coding region: 253-3720 (1155 amino acids)
Biological process (GO): transmembrane transport
Source: RefSeq, a predicted model, not a curated record